Rhagoletis zephyria (snowberry fruit fly) is the source of this 2598-nucleotide messenger RNA. RefSeq names its product CBFA2/RUNX1 partner transcriptional co-repressor nervy (gene nvy). Gene Ontology annotation, biological process: negative regulation of DNA-templated transcription; DNA-templated transcription. Gene Ontology annotation, cellular component: nucleus. Gene Ontology annotation, molecular function: transcription corepressor activity. The record is from RefSeq and is a predicted model, not a curated record. NCBI's taxonomy places the organism in Eukaryota, Metazoa, Arthropoda, Insecta, Diptera, Tephritidae.
AUUUCAGUGCGAGGUAAUUGGGAUCUACUUUCUAAUGUUGCCGCCAUAACUCCACCCCGAUCCUUAGCGUUUAUAAUGUCUCAUGGCUCUUGACGGCAAAGCAAUAAUUAAAGAGGAAAUUACAGACAAGGACGCUUAUGAGGCUGCUACAACUAAUAACUCUAGUCGACGGAAUAAAGCAAACUCCUCCUCGAACUCCACAUCCGGCAAAGACUCAAGUAAUAGCAAUAACUCGCAUUCGAACGGCUGUACUGGUGUGGGUAGUGCAAGUGGGGCUUGUAACUCUAGUUCGAACAACACGAAUCCGAACGGCAACGGUGCGCGCACCUGCCGGACCCCUGAUUCACCGGAGAGUGCCCGUGCUAUUGCGCCACGCUCACCUAUGUCGCCACAACUCCAUCACUCUAGUUUAGCGCCACCACCGCCACGCCCAAAUCGUAAUGCCAGCGCGUCGCCGGUCGUGAAUGGAGCCAUCACCACAACGACACCCCCUCCUCUACCCACUCCACCCUCGCAGGCCGCAUUGGCAGCGGCUGCUGCUGCUGCAACUGCAGCGGCAGUACACGCCGAACAGUCGCGUCUUCUAGGUAAAAUACGCAAGUUCCUCGGUUCUCUAGUGCAGUUGGCGCAGGAGGUACAUCCGGAAGUGAGCGAUCGUGUGCGCGCCCUAGUGCUAUCUUUGGUCAGUAGCAGCAUAAGUAUUGACGAGUUUCGUCAAACGCUCCAAGAGACCAUUAACUUACCACUGCGUCCAUACGUCAUUCCAUUGCUCAAAAAUCAUAUUUCGCUGCUACAACGCGAGAUCGCCGAACUGGCACGCGUCACAAAUCAGACACCACUACAAUACGUCACUAGCAAUGAGAAUGUUGUAAUGGAGUUCUCUCCACACGGACCUUCAGCCGAAUAUAGUGACAUGUUUGUUCACAUGGAUUCCGCACAGGCUGCAGCGGCGGCUGCUGUAGCGCAAGCUGCGGCUUCAAAUGCUGCAAGCACCACCAGCCUCGUUUUUAAGCGACGAGCUUCGGACACUUUGAUGGAGCAUCAUAAUGGAGUACAAGACUGGAAUGAUUAUUUGGCCGCCUAUCCGCCUGCAAAGCGCGCUUUGCAUGCUCACUCUGCUCACAUAAGUGCAGCAUCUACUGAAGCACGGCUAUCAUUUGCCACUCAACCGACGAUUUUCGAUUACUCAUCUGCGACCGGCAACGCGUCAGCGGUCACUCACUCGGAAAACACUUUCAACAGUCUAAUGGAGAAGGCAAAUCACCGAGAAGAGCGGGACCUACGUGUCAACACUGGUUCUGACCCUGCCUCGCAGCGACAUCCCCCACGCACCGGCCCCCCAACUUCCAGUGGCAGUGGGACCGGUGGUGGUAGUAGCAGUGCGACUCUCGGCGGGGAGGAGGAAUGGAAGAACAUACACACUAUGCUCAAUUGUAUAUCAGCAAUGGUCGAUAAAACCAAACGGGCCAUAACUAUAUUGCAGCAGCGUGGUGUUGAGCCUCAGCAGCCCAACUACAGUGAGCUGACUCCGGCAUCGCUGGUCGAAAUUCGUCGCCAAACGGAAGAGAAAGUAGCCGAGUUCAAACGCAAUGCCGAAGAAGCAGUCAACCAAGUGAAGCGUCAAGCAGUGAUCGAGAUACAACGCGCUGUUGUGGCAGCUGAAACGCGCGCAUCCGAAGUGAUGGCCCAGGAGCGCCUGCGCAUGGAAAAGUUCUUUGUGGAGAUGAGUCGCCACUCAAGUGUAGUUCACAGCUCAAAUGCAGCAGUAGCAGGAGUAGCAGUGACAGCAGUUUCAGGCGAUCGUGAGUUGGACAACAAGUCGCCCUCAAUAACAGCUGGACAAAACGCUUGCUGGAACUGUGGGCGCAAAGCAACUGAAACCUGUUCCGGAUGUAAUUUAGCGCGUUAUUGCGGUGCAUUUUGCCAACACAAGGAUUGGGAACAUCACCAUCAGAUUUGUGGUACAACGAGAUCCACUGAUCUCUCCACCAAACAUAGUGUAUCACAGGGGAUUCCACUCUCAGCUACUAUGCGAGGGCCCAUCUCCAGAUCCCCGCCCAACCAAACCCAAGCACCACAGCCAACGGCGCAGGUGCCACAACCACAAAACUCGGGUAGUGGUGGCGUCGCGCCACCUAGUUCCCUGGUAGCGAAUGGAGUCGGCUCCAAAUGACGCAUUCGCACGAUGAAGCCGAAGAAAAAGUACUUGUGCUAGUCAAUUUAAACUAAAAAUUAUAUAUAAAUUAACUAGAUUAAACUCCAGCAUACCCAAAUCUUUAAAAAUCUCUGCAUAUGUAUAAAAGUGAGAAGGUAUGAAGAAGGAUGUUCUAAAAGCUCAAAAGGAAAAAUUUUAAUAGUACCAGCACAACAAUAUCAAAAACAUAAUCAAAAUAGAUUUAAAAACUUAUAGAAACCCGUAAAAUUAAAAAUAAUAGGUAAAUAUAAUGUUUCAAAGUAAACUAUUGCAGUCUUCAAUUUUUAAAUGUUAUUCAAACAUUUAUGCACAGGCUAUCGAGCUAUGUCAGGAUGCACCCAUAGAGAAACGUAGGAAUUAUUUUAAUUUCCGCGAUUUUAAAUUUUAAAUAUCCUCCAACACUA